UUUAGAGGCGUGGCUGAUUAUGAAUAACAUUAAUUUGCGGGAGGGGCUGGUUUUGCAAUAUGGAUGUGCAAGAAAGUCGAGCUGGAAGCUCUUCUCAUAACUUUGAUCAAGCAGAUCAACCAGAUGCUGAUGAGACUAUAGAUGAAGACAAAGUCAAUAUUUUAGAUCCCAGUCCUCAAAAAAAGUCAUUUAAGCUAAGGCUAAAGAGAGGGCAGCACCACUUCAACAAGUGGUUGGAUAAUACAUCUAUCCAUGGAAUUGUUCAUGUUUUCAAAGGGAGGUCUCGCCUUAGGAGAAUACUAUGGCUACUAGUGUUCCUCUUUGCUUCCACUACCUGUGCAGGGAUCAUAAUAUUCUACAUAGUUUUGUGGGCACAAGAUCCAACUUCAACCUCCAUCAGUUUUAUAACUGAUGAUGAAGGACAGUCUUUCCCAGCGGUCACUGUCUGCAACUUGAAUGCUGUUAAGAAAGACUAUGCUGAUCAAUAUGUGGUUGAUUUGCUGAAUAAUUAUGCUAAUCCUACGUCUGGUUUCAUACAAAACUGGCCAUUUUCAAAUAUCAGUAGAUCUUGUACUGACUCACUCAACAGUAUCACCAUUGAAGAUCAGCAGGAGAAACUUUUUGAUGCAUACACCAAUGGUGGAAAUAAAAUUGAUGACUUUGUUGUUUACUGUGGGUUUGCUGGUAGCGAUGGCAAUAUUGUUAGGUGUGAAGAAUCCUUAGAGCCAGUUUUUACUUCACUUGGUGUGUGUUUCACAUUCAACAGUGCAUAUAAUGGUCAACCUGAUCGUAAGGUUACUCUUGCUGGGCCUCAGUUUGGAUUGAAUCUUGUUCUCAAUGUCAGUGUAUCAGAAUAUUUAAGGCUGGGCAGCUCUAAUGUGGGAGUUAAAGUAUCAGUUCAUGAUAGAAAUUCUAUGCCAGUCCCUCAAGUUGGAGUAACUCUUUCUCCAGGAACAAAUUCUUAUCUGGCUAUUGAAACAGUAAAGCAUGUUGAUAAGACCAGAGAAUCAAACUGUGUUAGACAUAACAGAUCUCUUGCUUUCUUCCCAGGGUAUUCUUAUGCUGCUUCUACUUGUCGUAUUAAUGCUGAGUAUAGAAAUUAUGCUGAUGCUAAUAAGUGUGGUUGCUCUCCUGAAGUUAAUCCUUCAUCAAAUGUUAACACUCGUAAUUGCACAAUAGCUGAUAUCUGCUGUCUCUCUCAAGAAAGACGUACAUUCAAUCCAUCAACAAACUGUCCUUUAUCCUGUGAUCACCUCACCUACAAUGUCGAGCAAAGUUAUUCCAAAUUAUUUUCAAGUGCCUCAUCUGAAAGUGCAGCAGAAUCUCUUGGCAAAACCGUUGAAGCUAGUUUGCUGUCAGUUUAUAUCCAUUUUGAUGACAUUCUUAUCACUCAACUACUUACGAGGUAUUCUUAUACAAUUGCUAAUUUAAUAGCAGAUAUGGGAAGUCUGUUUGGUUUAUUACUAAUGAACUUGCUAAUUGUUUCAAUAAUGAGAAGAGCUGUCAAAAAACUUGAAAGUAAGAUCAUGGCUCUUCCUGAAGUAAAUCUGGAUGGACCAAUAGACGAUGCAUGAUUAAACUUUCAUGUAAUCCCUUUUGCAGAUUAGAUUUAGAACUGACAAUAUUAGUAGAUCUCUUCUUUUUAUCAGUUGUACAGUAGGUACAAGCUGAAUUAAAAUUAUUUUAAAAUAAUUUUAAAUGGUAGAUAAUUAAAUUUCUUUGAAAUGAAAAACUAUGCCAAAA
Molecule: messenger RNA, 1743 nt
Organism: Amphimedon queenslandica
Lineage: Eukaryota; Metazoa; Porifera; Demospongiae; Haplosclerida; Niphatidae
Product: acid-sensing ion channel 5-like
Exons: 2
Coding region: 60-1574 (504 amino acids)
Biological process (GO): sodium ion transmembrane transport
Cellular component (GO): plasma membrane
Molecular function (GO): ligand-gated sodium channel activity
Source: RefSeq, a predicted model, not a curated record